AUGGAGCCUCCUGUUCAACAAAGUCAUCCGCAUCCCAAGGCUUCGAAUUCUGUUACCGAAGCUACUGCUGACAGUGGUAGCCCUAGUCCUAAGCCACUGCAAAAAAAUCCACAUGAAGCAGCAGCUCGUACUCAUCAUCAUGUUGCCCAUAAUAAUGGUGCCUCAUCGGUUGAUCAUCAUCGCUUCUCCGAUGAGGAAGAGGAGCUGAACAACUUUAACAACAAUCAGAAGAAGCAGCAGGAUGCUUUUCUUAGCAGCUUUCCAGCUGGAUAUAGGUUCAACCCUCGUGAUGAAGAACUUGUGCGGUAUUACCUGCAGAAAAAGAUCAUGGACGAGCCAUUGCCUCCCAACAAGAUUAUGGAAGUUAAUCUCUACCGCUACAAUCCUGAGACGCUUGCUGGCAAAUAUGAUACUUAUGGAGAAAAAGAAUGGUACUUCUUUACUCCAAGAGACCGUAAGUAUCGCAAUGGUCAACGACCAAAUAGGGCAGCUGGCGAUGGUUAUUGGAAGGCUACAGGAGCAGACAAAUCAAUAAAGUCUGGUAAUAUAGAGGUUGGUUUUAGAAAAGCUCUCGUUUUCUACAGAGGCAAACCUCCAAAGGGAAAAAAGACCAAUUGGAUCAUGCAUGAGUACCGAGUCCCUGAUUCACGUACUGCCAAAAGGACUGGAAAUGACAUGAGGUUGGAUAACUGGGUGCUCUGUAGAAUUUAUAAGAAAGCUAAUAACAAGAACAAAAUCCAGACUCGAAAUCAUGCAGUAGAUCCUGGUGAAGAACAUAUCUCUAUGUCAAUAACAGAUGACACGGAGAUGGAGAUGAACGGUCAAGUUGAUGACACUCAAACAACGGAGUCUGAAGAAGAAUACACACACACCAUUGCUCAUCCACCAUUGGAGUUUGACGGGGCAUAUCCUACUUUUGCAUAUCAUUAUACAUCUUACCCGGGGGUUGCUGCACUUGACAAUAACAUGCUUCAACCGGUCGUUAUGAGUUAUAAGGAUGGUUAUGCAAACAUAUUUCCUUCGCUACAGACUAGUGGAUCUUCUUCAGCACUGCAAUGUCUUGAUCAAAACGGUAAAGUGCCAAUCUCCCAUCAUAAGCUGCAUCCAGUUGAUAUCACAUCAAAAUCCAUAGUAUGUAAAGAAGAAGCAUCAGAUCAAAUGUAUGGCGUGCAAUUUCCAAACCAAAAGUUUAUGCAAUCUAUUGAGGGCAUCACAUCAAAUUCAACGGUAUGCACCGACGAGGCAUGUUCUGAUCAACAAUAUGGUAUGCAAUUUCCGAGUCAAGAAUAUAUUGUGCAUUCACUUGAUGGUAGAGCACAAACAAAAACACAUUCUUGUGGAAAGAGCGUUCGACCAGGUGAUGCAGUUGAUUUUGGACCUCCAUCAGUGCCUUAUCUUGAUCAAACGAGCAUUCAACAAAAAAUUGGUAAGCCUUUGUUAUUACCAUCAUCUGAUGGUCUGCAAUAUAUCAUAGAAGAAUCAAAUGAUGAACAUGAUAAUCUCUUCUUUGAUUGUCCACACUUUACGUAUUCAGAACCUUUUCCGUGGCCAUGA
Messenger RNA from Fragaria vesca subsp. vesca, 1554 nucleotides. RefSeq lists its product as uncharacterized. Gene Ontology annotation, biological process: regulation of DNA-templated transcription. The transcript has 3 exons. Gene Ontology annotation, molecular function: DNA binding. Bases 1 to 1554 code for a protein of 517 amino acids. Lineage: Eukaryota; Viridiplantae; Streptophyta; Magnoliopsida; Rosales; Rosaceae. The record is from RefSeq and is a predicted model, not a curated record.